CAUCAAGAAUGUAUAUCCAGUGUUCAAAACAGAAAGCUAGAAAAAUAGCUGCAGAAACUACUGAAGAACCAAGAACAAGUAACAAUUUGCAGCAAGAGUCUGAAAGACCUGUAAUAGCAGUAAUUAUAGCAACAAAUCAAACUGAUGAGAGCAUUGCUAUGUUUCAAAGUGAAAAAAAUACAGCAACUAUACCUCAAAAUGAUAAUAAUAUUGUAGAAACAAAUGUUGAUCCAUUAUCAGCUACAAAUAUUAGCAUAUCAGAACAAGAACUUUUGAGAGAAUUCCGCACGAAAAUAAAUAA
Racocetra fulgida is the source of this 301-nucleotide messenger RNA. Lineage: Eukaryota; Fungi; Glomeromycota; Glomeromycetes; Diversisporales; Gigasporaceae. The record is from the annotation of a GenBank genome assembly.